AUGGCAGGCGGCACGGGCGAGAAGCUUACCACGGCGACCAUCAUCGUCUCAGGCGUUGCGGCCUUGAUCGCGACGUUGCUAUCGGCUGUGUCCAUCUUCUUGCAGUCGAAGAACUAUCGCAAGCCUCUUCUUCAGCGCUAUGUCAUUCGAAUCUUGCUCAUGGUCCCGAUUUACUCAAUCGCCUCAUGGACGAGCAUGGUCUCCAUCCAGGCGGCCGCCUUCCUCGACCCCAUCCGCGACAUCUACGAGGCCUUCACCAUCUACACUUUCUUCCAGCUUCUCAUCAACUAUCUCGGAGGAGAGCGAGCGUUGAUCAUCAUGACCCAUGGUCGAGAACCAGUCCACCACCUAUGGCCCCUGAACCACGUCCUCCCACGUGUUGACAUAUCCGAUCCCCAUACCUUCCUGGCCAUCAAGCGAGGCAUCCUCCAAUAUGCGUGGCUCAAGCCUUUGCUGGCUCUGGCGACCGUCAUCAUGAAGGCGACUGGGACCUACCAAGAGGGCUACAUCGGCGCUGAAUCAGGCUACUUUUGGAGCAGUCUGGUCUACAACAUCAGCGUCACCGUGAGUUUGUACUCGCUCGGUCUCUUCUGGGUUUGCAUGCACAAUGACCUCGCGCCGUUCCGGCCAGUACCCAAGUUUCUGUGCAUCAAGCUCAUCAUCUUCGCUUCGUACUGGCAAGGAUUCUUCCUCUCCAUUCUCGUUUGGCUGGGGGCCAUCCCCGACAACGUCGAGGGCUACACCCCGACCAACCUGGCAGCAGCCAUACAGGAUGCACUCAUCUGCAUAGAAAUGCCCGCCUUCGCCAUCGCCCACUGGUAUGCCUUCUCUUGGCACGACUUCGCCGACAACAGUAUACUCUCCGCCAGGAUGCCUGUUAAGUUCGCCUUCCGUGACGCCUUCGGUGUGAGAGAUCUCAUCGAAGACUCCAAGGAAACCUUCAAGGGCGACAUGUAUGGGUACCGGGCCUUUGACUCGGGCGAUAAGAUCAUGGCACACGAAGAAUCACGUGCCAGACUUGGAAGACUCAAGGAAGGCAUGCGAUACUCGAGGGGCGGUAAAGGAAAGUACUGGAUCCCUACGCCUGGCCAGGUGGACCGCCAGGUGAAUCGCGAUAUGAAUGAACGGGAUCCUCUGUUGGUAGGAACUGCGGGCGGUCCGAGCGAAGAGUACAACUACGCCAACGGAACUUUCAACGAAGACCUCGCCAACGACCCUCAGAUCGACCCCGACGAGGAGCAACUCUAUGAUAAAGCUCGUGAGCUGGAGUUUGGCGAUUGGAACUAUCCCGUCAUCACUGCGAGCGAACCACUGAGCAAGCGGUAUAUGUCUUCUCAAGGCAGCUUGGGUUUUGCUUCCUCGUCUCGGUCGACAACAGAGCACUUGCGGCGGUCUCCUCGGCCUGAUCAGCCGAUAGUGGUUGCCAGCAAGAAGAAGAAGAAGCAGAAGCAAGAACCGGCCGAAAGGUCGGGUUCGACGUCAUCGCCAGAUCAGACCGAAUCUGGACCGUCGACUAAGCCGCAAAGCCCGGCGCCGAAGCCAGCAACACCGCCUGGUCCUCCCGCUGAGUCGGAGCAAGCACCAAAUGCUCAGCAGCAAACCACGAACAAGGAGUCGGAGUCUCCCGAUCUACAGGAAGCUAUGGCUUCGCCAUGGGCCGAGAGCGAACAAGAAGACGAUUUUAAUCAGAAUUUCCGUGUCGGAGACGAAGAUGAGUUCAAGAAUGUCUGGGGCAGUAGCCAACCUCGUUGA
Messenger RNA from Colletotrichum karsti, 1752 nucleotides. Its product is annotated as duf300 domain-containing protein. Gene Ontology annotation, biological process: transport. Bases 1 to 1752 code for a protein of 583 amino acids. Gene Ontology annotation, molecular function: transporter activity. The record is from RefSeq and is a predicted model, not a curated record. The transcript has 6 exons. Lineage: Eukaryota; Fungi; Ascomycota; Sordariomycetes; Glomerellales; Glomerellaceae.